UGUCAGCGAGAGUGGUUGUGUUUUUGUGUCAGAUUUCUUAGAAAAUAUCGACUAAAGUUUGUGAUUAUUAUUCGUGAAAUCUCACGAAUUCGGUAGGUGGCAGGAAUACAGCUGCGUAGCAUAGCUCGCUGCGCCACAACAGUGCGAAUAUCAUACUAUUGAUUAUAGAACAUAUUGUAUCUCGGGCACGUGGUUGUGUGCGUGUGGAUACUGCUCAGUGUUGCCAGCUACAAGAUGCAGCACGGGAUUUACUAGAUUUACUCCGCGGAUUAUGACUAGCCGUGUUGAUGCUGCUACAUGAUGCAAUUAGCGGAGCUAAUGAAACCAGCAGGCGAUCGAAAAAGUAGGCAGCGGAUCGACAGCGAAAAUACCUCGCACUUGUAAACGAAGCGAGCUGCACAGAUUUACAUGACCCAUGUGCGCGACACAGAUAGAAAGAGUGUAAAUCGUUACUAGCACGACAUCUAAAUCGCGAUAGAGCGCCCAAAAUGUCAACAGUUUCCGCAUUUCACAGUGAUUCGUCUGCGGGCGCUACCGCCGUACCAACAACACAACUGUCUACAUUUCCAAAUCGAAUUUGUAGAAGAAAAGUUAAAGAUUUUAAUGAUAGUUUAAUAUGCUCGCUAUGCAAAGGCUACCUAAUUGAGGCUACUACUGUGAACGAUUGUCUACAUGCAUUUUGCCGGUCCUGCAUCGUGCGAUAUUUGGAAAGUAAUAAAUUCUGCCCCAAAUGUAAAUCGUACAGCAACAAAACCAUCACGGUGGCUAAUUUAAGGCCGGAUCGGAUAUUAAAAUCGUUGGUGUACAAACUGGUUCCGGGGCUGUACAAGUCGGAAAACCAAAGAGUGGCUAAAUUCUAUGCCGAUCAAUGCCAAGACGACUCGUCCGCUGCUGGCCGCGGAAAGGGCCUGGAGCACAACUACAUGGACGAUCAGAACUUUUUUUCACCGGAUGAACUGAUUAGCUUAUCGUUACAGUAUCAUCAUGACUCGAUAGCCGAUUACGAUCCCAAAUCCACUACGCUACCCAUUACCUAUCUGCACUGUCCGGCCGCCGUCACCAUUCACCAUCUGUACAAAUUCAUCCUGACCAAAAACGGGCUUCAACUGGGCAACGAGAGAAUCCAGAUGGACAUCAUCUACGAAGACGAAAUUCUACCGCACGAGUUCACACUGAUGGAUGUGGCGUACUGCUACGAUUAUAAGCGGGUGAGUGUUGAAAAGGAAAUGUUUUGCUUUCAUUACGAAGGUGGAAUUCUAUUGCUUUGUGGUGCUGUAGUAAUGUUUGGGAAGUUAACGAACACUGAAGAAACCAUGUUUUUCGAUGAUUCGGCAAUGCAUCUCUCAGUGAAAUCUGAUAAUUCAUCAAACCUGAACCUUUUGGAAGCUAACGGUACUGCUAAAUUUCUACCACCAUCAAUUGUAGAUGAAGCUCAAUUAAAUCUGGUUGUUGAAGGUACAGACACUAAUGCUGAUAGUGUGUCCAUGAAUUGUACUGAUCCUACGGAUAUUGUGGAAGUAAACCCAAUAACGAUUGAAGCAGUUACAGAAACGAGUGAAUCAAAUUGCAUCAACUUUGAUUUUGGAGAAAUGCUCAUCACAGUUGAUACUCAAAAUCAAGAAUAUUCCGAUUGUACUACUGAAAUAGAUUUAGCUCAAACAGAAUCUGAGCUCAUCACAUCAGUUUCAUGUUCUGGAAAUGAACAGCCUUUAUAUUCAACAGAGAUCACUGAAAAUAGCUCUCAGAAAAAAGGUAUGUCGCGAUUUUUGACAGAACCAGACACGCCCAAAAAGAAGAAUAAAAAAUUCAAACGACAAAAGAGUCCUCCAGUUUUAACUUCGAAGAAGCGUUUAGAGCUACAUCUUCAAAAAGAACAAGAGAAAGAGAAUAUGCGAUUGGAAAAACUUAAAAAAGUGGAAAACAAACGUAUGGAAAAGAUGAAACGAGCACAUGAGAAGCAAUUGAUCAUGAUUAAAAAAGCAACUGAUAGGCUUCAACGUUUAAAUGAUGGUUUAAAAUAA
Messenger RNA from Wyeomyia smithii (pitcher-plant mosquito), 2021 nucleotides. RefSeq lists its product as uncharacterized. Gene Ontology annotation, molecular function: promoter-specific chromatin binding. The coding region runs from base 489 to 2021 and encodes 510 amino acids. The record is from RefSeq and is a predicted model, not a curated record. The transcript is spliced from 8 exons. NCBI's taxonomy places the organism in Eukaryota, Metazoa, Arthropoda, Insecta, Diptera, Culicidae. Gene Ontology annotation, biological process: negative regulation of transcription by RNA polymerase II. Gene Ontology annotation, cellular component: PRC1 complex.